CAAAAACCACAUCCUUCCUCUCUCACUCUCCCUCACACACACACACACACAUACACACACACACACACACACACACACACACACACACACACACACACACACACACAUGCAUAUGCACACAAACAGUUACUUGUACACUCACAUGAGACCAUCACAACAGCAUGGAAGUGAACUGGACACUGAAAACAUCUAAAAGAGGCAACAAAAUAAUAUUUUGGGAAUAAGAAUAUACAGAACCACUGAAGGGUUCCCAUGGAAGUUCAGGGGUGAAAGUGCAUUUGACGAAGACCUGAAGAGUUUCAAAACGUGCUUGAUGCUUGAAUUUCCUGAGAGAUGAAGACCUUUGUCAGCCUCUCUUGUACUCUAUUAUCUGCUGCUGUGGGGAGUAUGCUGUGUGCCCAGAUCAGAAAGACAGGAACAGAGGGCAAUGUUGCAGUUAUCCAGUGUCCUUAUGCUAAAGGAUAUGAAGCCUAUCUCAAGUAUUUCUGUAAGGGAACCUAUAAAGACUGUGUCUCAGUUGUAAAAACUGAUGGUAAGGAGCCCUGGGCGUUUCAAGGAAGGUUUUCUCUGCAUGACAACACAGAGAAAAAAAUGUUUGUAGUGACCAUCACUGCCCUCAGAAUAGAGGACACAGGACAAUACUGUUGUGGCAUUGAAUCAGUCGGGUCAGACCCGUUCACUGUAGUCCAGCUGACUCUCCUAAGACUCCACAACCUAAACCCUCACCCAAGUCCUCUACUCCACUCUACCCCCACACCACUAAAGUGUGAGAAUGUUUGUGAACACACAGGGCUGUCACUUUCUACUAAUGGAACAGGAAAUGCAACAGAAACAGGAAACUCCACUCAGCCUUCAGUUCUGCUGGUACUGCCAAUUACUUCUGGAAUUUUCUUUGCCUUAAGAUGCAGGGCAGACAAAAGUCUGCCAAAUUCACAGGAGAAUAUGGAGAAUUUUCCCUUGUAUGAGGAGAUGCAGCAAAGUGAUCCCACCCAUACUAAUGUGUCAGUCUCAACCAAUCAGGGCCCGGUACCACCCACUGACAAUGCCAUGACAACUCACCAACAUUCUGACCCUCCCCCAGCAUGCAGUACGAUAUAUACUCAACAAAUGAAAUCAGCAAAUGAGAGGACACCGGUUUCUAUGUUCCCCACAAACACCAGAUGUUCAGCCAAUCAGAGAGCAGACACCACAACACCAUGCAGCGCACUUCCUCAAAUCCUCAGAUCUCACCCUCCGCUGGCCCUCAGGACUCCUGCAGAAGACCCACGCUCCUAUGCAGAGUGCCGAGACCUGCAUCCUGAGCCAAUGGUUUCCUCCUUUAUUAGACUCCCUCAGACGUAUCCACUUUCCACAAACCAUGAACCACCUUCCACUUUAUCACGGUCACUUUCUCUUCAAUACAUUCCUAUCGACUUUGGGCAGCUCUCUCUCAUAGCCAAUGACAACUCUCCCUUCUUAGGCAAGUCACAGGUUGUCUACACCACCGUCCAGUGGCACAAAGAACCGGGAGGUUCUACGUAUGGCCACCAUGCAGUAAUAUAGUUUCCUAUAACCAACAACUUUUUCCAUUUGCCAUGCCAGUGAGGGAGCUUCCAGUGAAACAAGCCCCAUGUGAUUAUUUGUGAAUAAAUUUCAUUUAUUGUUUUCUUUCAGCUGAAUACAUUUGCAUUGUGUUUUUGU
Molecule: messenger RNA, 1680 nt
Organism: Electrophorus electricus (electric eel)
Lineage: Eukaryota; Metazoa; Chordata; Actinopteri; Gymnotiformes; Gymnotidae
Source: RefSeq, a predicted model, not a curated record